AUGGAGAAACUCUCCCCGAUCUACUUCACGCACGAGAUGACAGCCAGUGCGUCGUCGUCGCUUGAGACGCAGGAGUUGAAAGAAUGCCACUCCAAUUCAAAUAUCGAGGCCAGGGAUGCCUUGAAACCGAGGAACUGGUCCUCGAAGCGGAAGACAAUGCUCUUUGUGUCGCUGAUGACGAGCUCGUUGUUGGCAGAUGGAGCUAUGGUCUGGGGUGGAACGCUGGUCACGGAGCAGGCAGUAGCUUGGGAUACGAGCAUCACUCAUUCGGCGACAAGUAUGAAUUAUGGUAUUCUGCUGCAGGGGCUUGGGGGAAUUUUUGCUGUUCCACUCAUUGAAGCAUAUGGUCGUUUGCCUAUCUGGCUGUGGCCUCAGGUGAUCACCAUGUUCAUGGUGAUGGGUGCUACCUUCUCCAACGAUUGGUCUACCUUCACAACGUUCCGGUCAUUACAGGGUCUGUUUGGGACAGUGCCUCAGGUAAUUGGGCUUCCGAUAAUUCAUGACAUGUAUACGUCGGCUGAAUGGCCGCGGAUGAUCAAUAUUUGGGGGACCACCUUCCUUGUCGGACCAUUUCUCGGUCCCGCGAUAGCAGGAUACAUCAGCACCGGGUCAGACUGGCGCAUCUCCUUCGCGGUCCUGACCGCCAUCUAUGGCAUGUCCACGGCUAUGGUGAUCCUCUUCGGCUAUGAGACGUACUAUGAGCCUGAACGAACGACCAAGCAGUCGCGCCUCGCGUCUUAUUUUGGCAUUGGGAAUACUUUGCUUCCCAAGAGAUCGACGUUGAGCUACUGGAGUCGAACGGUUGUGGUCUAUGUGUUCAAAUUCCCCUUGUUGAUGACUGGAAUCACAACCACCAUCGAUCCCUUCCUGCACAGUCCCCCCUACUUGUUUGGCACAAUUGGGGCAUCGUCAAUGCGAUUCGCCGGAGUGGUUGGAGCUUUAUGUGGUUGGGCAGUUGGUCACUUCUUCAACGGCUGGAUCUUCAAGCGCCAUCGCUCAACUUGGCGAUCCGAACUCCGCCUUCACGGCGUGUGGUUCCCGAUAGGGAGCAUGGCCAGUGGUCUCCUCACUUACGGACUAACCCUACGCUUCGGCAAGCAUUGGGUUGGAAUAGCUAUUGGAUGGAUCAUGGUGAACAUCGGCUUGGUAGCGACGAUUGUUGCCAUCUCAGCCUAUGCGUUGGAGAAAUACCCGCAGCAGGCGACCUGUGUCUCAGCCAUUCUGAACAUGUGGCGUACCUGUGGUGGGUUCGCAGUGGGAUACUUCCAGCCUGCAUGGAUUCAGCGCAAUGGACUGGGACUGGUUUUCGGUAUUCAGGCGGCUAUUCUGUGUGUGGCCGUUGCUUUGACAAUCACUCCUGCGUUCUUGUGGGAGCGGAACAGACAGUUCAAAGCCGAGGCUAAUGCCGAUACUGGCGCCUGA
This is a messenger RNA of Penicillium digitatum Pd1, 1422 nucleotides long. The record is from RefSeq and is a predicted model, not a curated record. NCBI's taxonomy places the organism in Eukaryota, Fungi, Ascomycota, Eurotiomycetes, Eurotiales, Aspergillaceae.